Messenger RNA from Mya arenaria, 1711 nucleotides. RefSeq lists its product as uncharacterized. NCBI's taxonomy places the organism in Eukaryota, Metazoa, Mollusca, Bivalvia, Myida, Myidae. The transcript has 5 exons. The record is from RefSeq and is a predicted model, not a curated record. Bases 367 to 1638 code for a protein of 423 amino acids.
GUUCACAGUUUAUCAGUUGCCAGUACAGUAGCAAUGCUUUAGACGGACGUAUUACAUUUCAAACAGUGUACGGAUUACUGAAAUGUAAACGUGUUUGCUUUAUUUACAAAAUAAGGCUAUCUAGGACACAAAGUCGUUAAUUAAAAACCGGGAAUAUACAGUUGAGCAGGGACAAUGUUGAUAACCAACUAUACAUAUUUUUAACUACUGGAAAUUGACGAGAAAGUGGUGUAUAUAAAUAUUGAAAUAACAGCUUUAUCUAAUCAAUUGCGACUGAAAGGUUGAGGUGUGAAUAAUAGACGGAAAGUGAAAAUGGAAUACAUGUGAGUAGUUUGUGUUCCGUUGAAAAAGCACAGGUACUUUCGAAUGAUAAACGCGGGAGCUAAUCAUACUGUAUGUGCAUUAACAAUGCGUUGUGAUGCUGAGGACCUAGCUCAUUACAUGCAAGCAAGUUACAGCCAUGCUUCCAUGCAUAUAUUUAUAACAAUAUCAGCAGUAGCUGUAUUCAUCGGAACUAGGCAUGUAUUCUCUAAAAUACGAAACGAAAUGGCCGUUUUGACGGUUAUCAUCAUUGGUGCUGGACCAAUCGGACUAACGUCAGCACUAAUUGCAGUACAGUGUAAGCGGGUCCAUCGACUGGUUAUAUUUGAGGAAGAGAAUCGUUUACACGUGGAAAAUCGGUCAUAUCAAAUAACCAUACAGCCUUCGUUAGUUUCGUUCCUUAGAAGUUACGGAGUUGACUUUGACAAUCUGGAAGGCAUAUGGCAAGAUGGUUGUUUCUACACUCGUGUUGGCAUCUAUUUGGAAUACAUUAUACAUGUUUUACCACUGUACAGAACUAAAAUAGAUAUCGGAUUUGGAACAAAGUUCACCCGUGACUGUAGCGACACCAUCGAUGCCAUAUCAGGACGAAAACUGGUGAUAUGCUGUGAUGGACGUUCGGGCUUAGCGGGCCAGAUGCUAGGUCUGAGUGAUGAAUGUGUCUACCAUUCCACCGCGUCCUUCGGUGCCCUGGCUGCUAUUGAACGAAACAGCCAAACCCUUGUGCCAAAAUCUGAAAUUCGGGUCCAUAACAUUGGAUUUGACCUUUCUGCCUAUGUUUCAUCCGAGUUCGAAGAAGAUUCAAAUUCCAAAUUUACUUUGAAAAUAUUCGGAAACUCGAGAUGUAGAUUUCUUGCACUUGCUGUAAGGAAGUCCGAUUCUAAAAUUGUCAAAGCAAUGAAAACAGUUUUGGACAAAUCAAUGAUGCGCAACAUAUUUCUCAAAUGCUUCAACACAUACAAACAGCCCGAAGAAGCCAGUAUCAGCGAUUCGUUCUGCCUUAACCACAUGAAAUUUAGCCCUCGUCUCUUUGAAAUCAGGCUUUCUCAGAAGACAGAGAGCACCGCCUACAUAUCUGACUGUGACCUUUUUGUUAUAAGUGAAGGAGAGGCAUCGAGAUCGUUCAAUUUUAACACAGGAAUGGAUAUAAACCUAGGAAUGAAAGGUCUGUCAUCGCUAGAACCAUUCAUAGACAGAAUUACAGUGGCGGAAACAGAGUACAACAUUAUGUCAUCCCUUAUAUACAAAAUGGAACAUUCCGAUAAAAUUUGCAGAGAAUUUCUUAAACAUGGUUUACAUGAAUAUUUAUUUUUGUGACAGGCUUUUUUGGUCAAUUGAACGCACUCAAUUCUAUGGUAUUGUGUUACAUAAAUGCAAAUGUUUCAACGCA